This is a messenger RNA of Glycine soja, 1355 nucleotides long. Its product is annotated as vacuolar protein sorting-associated protein 27-like. The record is from RefSeq and is a predicted model, not a curated record. NCBI's taxonomy places the organism in Eukaryota, Viridiplantae, Streptophyta, Magnoliopsida, Fabales, Fabaceae. Gene Ontology annotation, biological process: protein targeting to vacuole; protein transport to vacuole involved in ubiquitin-dependent protein catabolic process via the multivesicular body sorting pathway. Bases 84 to 959 code for a protein of 291 amino acids. Gene Ontology annotation, molecular function: phosphatidylinositol-3-phosphate binding; ubiquitin binding; metal ion binding. The transcript is spliced from 10 exons. Gene Ontology annotation, cellular component: ESCRT-0 complex.
UCCUGAUCCCCCAUUUGGAGAAAUGAAUUGAUUCUUGUAAUAAUCUGUGAUCUGAUGAGCAGAUAGAAAGAGAAGAGAAGUUGAUGUCAACAGCAGAAGCUCCUCCUCCGUUCCAAGAAGCAGCGCGAUGCGUUGUGUGCAAUUGCAGUUUCAACACCUUCAGAAGAAGGCAUCACUGUCGAUCCUGUGGGAGAACAUUGUGCAAUGAACAUUCAUCAGAUCAAAUGGCUUUACCACAAUUUGGCAUUUACUCAAAUGUCCGAGUAUGUGCUGAUUGUUUCAACAACUCACGGUCUGGGAAGGAUGAACCACAGACUUCUUCAGAUGGAGUAAACAGUGUGACAGAUACAAUUUCUAAAUUAGAUAUCAACACAAAUGUUGAUUCAAAAUCCAUACCAACUGCAGAGAAUAAGCUUGUGUUGGGCAUUAAAGAGUGUAAAUGUGGAAUGCCACUUUGCAUUUGUGAAGCUCCAACCCCUUCCUCUGAUGCACUCCCCCAGCAGAAACCCAAUCCAGUUAUUGCAGCUCCAUCAAAUCCUAAAUCUAAGAAGACAGAUACUGUUCCGAAAAAUAGAAGCUCCAGUUCAACUAGCAAAUUUAGUUCUAUGUUUAACGUUGGUCAUGUAACUAAUGGUACCUCAGACAGGCCCCAGAUUGAUUAUGAAGUUACUGGAGAGGGUUUAAGAGAAGCAAUAAAAAAUGGUGACAUUGCUGCUGUUAAGAAACUUCUUAAUGAGGGUGUGGAUGCAAAUUACAGGGACAAGCAAGGACUGUCUUUAUUACAUUUGGCUGCAGUCUUCAAUCAAACUGAUAUAGUUUUCAUUCUUAUGGAUUCGGGGGCAAGCCUGGAGUACAAAAAUGCACAAGGAGAAACACCUAUAGAUUGUGCACCCGCUACAUUGCAAUACAAAAUGCGAAAGAAGAUGGAAGAAGGUGGAACAGUGGACCAAAGCAUUUGAACAAUCUAUUACUUUUAUCUGUGUUCUUUUUAUGCAGUGCCCCCAAUACUACCACUGUCUAAAGGUUCUCCGUUACCAGAACAAAAAUUUCCGGCUUCUGUAUAAUUGUGACAGAGAUGGAGUUCAAUUCAUCUUUCUGAAAUGGCAGACUAAGUAUGCAGACCUUUAUUAGACAAAUCUUUGUCAGCCACGCAACUUAGGCAGUAUUACUAUUCAGUUUGUAAAUUUCUUUGGUCUAUGACAUAAUAAGAGCAUUUUUAAGUAUGCAUCUAUAUAUUGUUGAGUUGAGCAGCUGUCUUACUUUCUUCCACCACAUGCAGUCAUAAAUGUGGAACUCUAAAUUAAAAGGGGCUUAAGAAUGAUGUGGUAUAAAAAUCUCGUUUCAUGUCCCGGUCA